AUGAGCAGCAUGAAUGUUGGGGCCUCAAUCCUUGAAGUCUUCUUAUGUCUUUGGGGAUUUUAUUUGUCUCCGAGGAGCGCUGGAUGGAAAGGUUCCUUGCAGCAUUUUGGAGUUUGCUGCGUGGUUGGUUUCAUCUUAGCUGUGCUCUUGUAUCUUGGCUUGUAUUGGUUUCUGUCAUCCUUGGCAAUCUUAUUCUUUCCUUUCUGGAUUAUUAUGUCAAUCCUACUGUGUUGGUCCAAGCAUAUACGCUGCUUUGCUGUUCUCUUCUUUCUCUCUUGUGGACUACGUGAAGGCAGAAACGCUCUGAUUGCCGCUGGGACGGGGAUUGUGACAUUUGGCCACGUGAAAAAUAUCUUCCAUAACCUGAAAGCCCUGCUGGAAGGGAUGACCUGCAACCUCAGUAUCAAAAGCUUUGCUAUCCAUUUCCCUCUCUUGAAUAAAUACAUUGAAGCAAUUCAGUGGCUUUACAAUCUUGUCACAGAUGUCAGUCUGUUUGAAGAGAUCGUAUCUUGGAAUCACACCUUGGCUGUGUCUGUUCUCAGUCCCAGCAAAGCCUUUGAGAUGAGGCUAAAUGACACCAAAGGAGAAAUCCUAAGUGUGAUAGACCAUGUAACCACUGUCACAGAGGUGGUGUCUUCCUUGGGCCAAGGGCUAUUGACCAUCACUGGGUUUGCUCUAGUCCUUCUCAGCACAGGACUCUUCAUGAAACGCUUCUUGGGCCCUCGUAGCUGUAGAUUUGAAAACACCUACAUCACCAGGCAUUUCGUUCAGUUUGAUGAGAGUGAGAGGCAUCACAAAAGGCCCUGUGUCCUUCCACUUAAUAAGCAGGAAAGAAAGAAAUACAUCAUCAUUCCUUCCAUCUGUUUGACACCUAAAGAGAAGAGAAACCUUGGACUGUUUUUCCUUCCCAUACUGACUAAUCUCUACGUCUGGGCCAUGUUUGCAGCUGUGGAUUAUGGGCUGUAUCGGCUCAUUUCUUCAGUAAACAAACAUCUCAAAAACUUGCCAGGAAUGGCGGUUCACCUGAAACUGUACAAUGAGGUGAAGGGAAGUCAUGACAUCAUAAAUGACUCUUCCUUUAACAUAUCCCUGUUUGAGCCCAACUGCAUCCCCAAACCUGAGCUCCUUUUGUCUAAAACAUGGAUCCCACUAAGUGUCAUCAUCCUGAUGUUGGUGGUGCUGGGUCUGCUGUCUUCCAUUCUGAUGCAAUUUAAAAUCCUGGCGUCUGGGUCAUUCUACCCCGAUGUGGAGAGGGACCGGAUACAAUAUCUGCAUGCCAAGAUCCUCAGGAGAAGAUCCAAGCAGCCAGUGAGGAAAGGGAAAAAGAAACUGAGGCAGUUUGUUACAGAGCUACAUUUCUGGUUUCCCGUCCUGAAAAUGUUUGGGGAGGGCACAGCAUCCCCUGCAAAUGAAAACAAUCCUUGAAAAAUUCCAAGCAGCUCUUCAGCUAAAUUUAUCUCAGCAGC
This is a messenger RNA of Trichosurus vulpecula (common brushtail), 1466 nucleotides long. It is a transcript of the gene DCSTAMP, whose product is annotated as dendrocyte expressed seven transmembrane protein. Gene Ontology annotation, cellular component: membrane. The record is from RefSeq and is a predicted model, not a curated record. The transcript is spliced from 3 exons. NCBI's taxonomy places the organism in Eukaryota, Metazoa, Chordata, Mammalia, Diprotodontia, Phalangeridae. The coding region runs from base 1 to 1425 and encodes 474 amino acids.